This is a messenger RNA of Clunio marinus, 432 nucleotides long. NCBI's taxonomy places the organism in Eukaryota, Metazoa, Arthropoda, Insecta, Diptera, Chironomidae. The record is from the annotation of a GenBank genome assembly.
AUGUUUAUCAAGGAGAACAUAGAAAAGCAGCAGACUUUUCAAUUCACAUUAAACGUUAAACAUCAACUGUAUUUGAACUCGGCCUUACAUUCGCUUUUUAUACCUCUCGCUACUCAGACCCGGCUUGACUAUGCCAUUUCAGUUUUCAAGCUUUUUUGGGAGCAAAAACAAGAAGAAAAAAAAAAACAGCAACACAAGCAGUGUGUAAGCGACUCAACUACACGAAGCAACAAGCAAUUUUGUCUUAAAGCAAGCUACUACUGUAAAUACGAGGGAAUAAAAGUUUUGAGUUGUUUUAAGCAUUCAAGAACUGUAAUAUGCAAAAGUCAAGAAUCUGAAGUACGACACACAGUUGAAGCUAUUAAACCAAAAGAUUGUGUGAGAACAUUUUCAAACUUUGCUUUUUAUGCAAAGCUUGAUAUUUCACGAUAG